GCUUCUUCUUCCUUCUUCUUCUUGUUCCACUCAAUUCCUCAUUCUCCUUCCCCACCCCGGUCUUUUGCCUAGACUCGUCCUGUCCUUCCAGGCAUAGAAAUUCAGCCACGUCGCCCGCCUGAUUCCACCCCCUCCCUCUCCUCUCCGGCCGCAAGACAGCAAGCAAAUGUUAUGAGAUGAGACUAUCCUACCGUAUCGGUACGGCCGCCCUCCUUAUCGUCGCCAUCAUCCUGAUCAAGCGCCACCUCGAUCUCGUCCAGGAUGAUUCGCGCGUCCAGUCCGGCUGGAGCUUCAACGGCAUAAGCGGAGGCUCGGACUCCUCGGUUCCCGUGGCCAGCGAAAGCAAGAACGACGCCAAUGCCCCGGCCGCGGACUCCAAAGACGGAUUCUCCGUGGUGGGAGAUGCGAACAAGGACCAGUCUGCCGCAGAUGGCGACGACGAUAUCGCACUUGGGUCCCGGCCGGUCUACGAGACCACCCCGAUCAUUGUUCCUAAUGACCGUGUGAUUGUCAUGGCCAAGUUGUCCGCGGAGGAUACAGCAUGGGUCAGCAAUGAUUUGGCCGAUUGGCGCAAUUACAUCUACACGGUCGACGACGUCAAUGCCGCCAAACAUACCCCCAUGAACAAGGGCCGCGAGAGUUUGGCCUACCUCCAGUACAUCAUCGAGCACUACGACGACCUCCCCUCCACGAUCGUCUUUAUCCACAGCCACCGCGACGGCUACCCGGGCGCCUGGCACACCGACACGAUGGACUAUAGCAACGUCGACUCGAUCCGCGCCCUGCAGACCGACUUCGUUCAGCGCAACGGCUACGCCAACCUCCGCUGCCAGCUCUCCCCCGGCUGCCCGGACGAAAUCCGCCCCUUCCGCAAUCCGCCCCAGUCGGGGCAGACCACCGAACGGGUCUACGCGCAAGCCUGGAAGGAGCUCUUCAACAACACCGAUGUCCCCGAGGUCGUCGCCGUCGCCUGCUGCUCGCAGUUCGCCGUCUCGCGCGAGCAGGUGCUCCAGCGCCCUCUGAGCGACUACCAGUGGUUCUACGAGUGGGUGUUGACCACCCCGUUGUCGGACAAACUGGCCGGCGGUGUCAUGGAGUAUACCUGGCACAUCAUCUUCGGGCAAGAUCCUGUCUACUGCCCCGACGCCUACCAAUGCUACGAAGACGUCUACGGUAACCCGUACUUCUGGUGAUCUGAUAACAGAUCCUCCAUCAUCCCUCGCUUUUCCGCCGCAUCUGUACAGAAUACCCUGGCAAACCUCCUCCAAAGCUUUUCUUUCGCGUGAUUUCCUCCCAAAUUCCCAUCAUCUAUCUCUCUAUCUACCUUGUAAUUUUUUCUCUUCUACUACCAGCCGCCCGCCCACCGGCGACGAUCUCACGCAUGUUCUCUUAUAAAUCCUGUUGUCUUUUUUUUUUUUUU
Molecule: messenger RNA, 1420 nt
Organism: Aspergillus saccharolyticus JOP 1030-1
Lineage: Eukaryota; Fungi; Ascomycota; Eurotiomycetes; Eurotiales; Aspergillaceae
Product: DUF3431 domain-containing protein
Exons: 4
Coding region: 177-1193 (338 amino acids)
Source: RefSeq, a predicted model, not a curated record